GGUGUUUUGCAGUGCUAGUGGCUGUCAUGUCUGGUCGUGGCAAACAAGGAGGCAAGACUCGCGCUAAGGCCAAGUCGCGGUCGUCCCGCGCAGGUCUGCAGUUCCCGGUGGGGCGAGUGCACCGCCUGCUGCGCAAAGGCAACUACGCCGAGCGGGUGGGAGCCGGCGCGCCGGUGUACAUGGCGGCAGUCCUCGAGUACCUGACCGCCGAAAUCCUGGAGCUGGCGGGCAACGCGGCCCGAGACAACAAGAAGACGCGCAUCAUUCCUCGUCACCUGCAGUUGGCCAUUCGUAAUGACGAGGAGCUGAACAAGCUGUUGGGCAAAGUCACCAUCGCCCAGGGCGGCGUUUUGCCGAACAUUCAGGCCGUGUUGCUCCCCAAGAAGACGGAGAGCCACCACAAGGCGAAGGGCAAGUGAGGCCGGUCUCCGGAAGCCCUCCCAAGCCCCUUACCUGAAGGGGCACCUGUGAAAUCAAAGGCUCUUUUCAGAGCCACCCACGUUUUCAAAUAAGAGUUGUUCCAACACCUA
Messenger RNA from Orcinus orca (killer whale), 530 nucleotides. RefSeq names its product histone H2A type 2-A. NCBI's taxonomy places the organism in Eukaryota, Metazoa, Chordata, Mammalia, Artiodactyla, Delphinidae. Gene Ontology annotation, cellular component: nucleosome. Gene Ontology annotation, molecular function: structural constituent of chromatin; protein heterodimerization activity; DNA binding. The record is from RefSeq and is a predicted model, not a curated record. The coding region runs from base 27 to 419 and encodes 130 amino acids. The transcript has a single exon.